AGGGGUUUUGUUCCAAGAAAUUUCCAUACAUUCCACCGGUCUGCAUCACCUUAAUCGUUUACCAAGGGCCACCGCAUCUGCUUCACCGUUAUUAGGUAUUGAACCGCCUUUGCCGUGCGGCACUCUCCCCCCACUGCCGCCGGCGUGCUCCCCGGCCGCUCCGUUUUCAAGAACUGCCGAUGCCAGAUUACAAAAAUCUGUUUAAUCCUAUGCCAUCUCCUCAGUCCUCACAAGCUCCUUUUGGUUCCAGAUCGUUCAGGACUCAACGACGGCGGCAUUUUCUCUCCGGCCGCUCAAACCGCUUUGGCGCAGCGUGAAAAUAUCUUGGGCCCUUCGCGGGCGGCGUCUGUUCCGUGGCCGCUCCUUAUUCAAUAAUCGCCGACACCAGAUUCCAGAAAUCUGUCCAAUCAUAUGCCAUCUAUGGCCUGUGGAUCGUCCUCUGCAAGGUGGGGCCCUUCGCCGGCGGAGUCUGCUCAGAGGCCGCUCCUUAUUCAAGAACCGCAUCUGCAGGGUGGUACUAUACCGGUGACACAUUACCAGCUCUUUCAACCGUUGUUCCCACCACCACCUUCAAUAAAUUUGCCUAAUUCUCGCACUAACAGACUUCCGCCCCUGCAUCGCGUCCUUUAUUCUCGUUCACAGUUGGCUCCCCGUCGAUCAGCACAUCAUGCUCCUGGCACAUCAUAUCACCCAUAUGUAUUGAGUGGACAGUCUGCGAUGCCGCGUCCUCGACAUCCAGUACCACCACCUCCUCGACAUCUGGCACCACUGCCUCCCCGACAUCGGGCACCUCACGGUGGACAGGCCCCACCAUCACCGCCUCCUAGCACGUGAUCAUCCACCACAGCUGUACUAUGUUACAAUUGUUGAGGGCUAUGUGAGUCAAUGUUUAUGAAUUGCUACUCCAUUAAUGUAGUUCAUUGUUGUGUUGUUUGUGUAUGAAUGAUUUGCCUACUAGUUAGCAAUUUCUUGCGGUUCUGUACUACUAGUUAUUUGUGCUCUGUUUAUCCAUUUGGUUCUUUACAUUAACUUCACAAUAUAUUUUUUUUGUAGGACUUCAUGAAAAUCAUGAACGCAUUUCUUCAUCGCGUAGCUUGGAAUGCUGCUUUGAUCCUCAAUGGGAAUGACGCCAUCCAAGACCCCUCUUUGAAGUCAAUGGAUAGAAGUGUGUCUCACCACCACCACCAAGAUCCAUACUAGAUUACUUCGUGCGAGGACUAUACGUUUGUUUCGCUGAAUUUGGUGAGCUCGAAUGGUGAUCACGUAAUCCGCGGCAUAGCUAACAAGGGCUGCGUAAUUUUACGUGGCAUGUGGUUGUUCAUUUGGGUGCUUGAUUGGGGCCAUGUUCCCCAUUCACGAUGCGCUACAAUUAUGCAGCCCCUAUUCGCUAUACCGCCGAUCACGUGAUCACCAUUCGAGCUCGCCAAAUUUAGUGAAAUUUCACAUGUAGUCUCCCCCCGCCAUCUUCUGGGAAACAAACGUAGCCCUCGCACGAAGUGAUUUGGUAUGGACCUUCGUGGUGGUGAGACACACUUCUACCCAUUGACUUCAAAGAGGGGUCUUGGAUGGCGCCAUUCCUAUUGAGGAUCAAAGCAGCACUCUGCGCAUUUGAAGCUGCGCGAUGAAAAAAUACAUUCAUGAUUUCGACGAAGUCCUGCAAAAAAUAUAUAUUGCGGAGUUAAUGCACAGAAUCAAAUGGAUAAAGAGAGCGCAGCUAACUAGUUAGUAGUACAGAUCCCACAAGAAAUUGGUGAGUGUCAAUGGUAAAAUCAAAUGGAUAAACUGAGGCAAAUCAUUCAUACAUAAACAACAGAUCCAAGAACUAAAUUAAUGGAUUGGAGUAUCAAUUCAUAAACAUUGACUCACACAGCCAUCAUCGAUUUUUACGUAGUACACCUGUGGCGGAUGAUCACGUGCCUCUCCACCACCGCUAGGAGGAGGCGGUGGUGGGGCCUGUCGAGAAGACCGUCAUGGUGCCGGAUGUUGAGGAGGUUAUGAUGCUGGAUGUCUAGGAGACAGUGGUGCGGGGUGUCGAGGAGGCGGCUCUGCGGGCUGUCCACCCGGGAGAUAUGGGUGAUUUACUGAUAUGAUAAGGCGCUGAUUGACGGGGAGCCAAUAGCUGUGAACGAGGAUACAAGACACUACGCAAAGGCGGCAGUGUGUUAGUGGGAGGAGGAUUAGGCAAAUUUAUUGAACGUUGGGGGUGGGAAAAUCGGUGGAAAGACAGAGCAGACGCCGCCGGCAAAGGGCCUCGCCGCCUCGGAUAUUUUCACGCUGUAGAGGUUGUUCGAUCCGGAAAGUAGACGCCCCCGGCGAAGGGCCCAGGAUAUUUUCACGCUCGAGCCAGAAAGUAGAUGCCGCCGGCGAAGGCCCCCCGCCACGCAGAGGCGAUUCUUGAAUUCUGAAGGAUAUAGAAGCCGAGGCAUUUCUGGAAUAUGGCGUGGGCAGUAGUUUGAGCGGCCGCGGAGCAGAUGUCGCUGGCGAAGGGCCCCCGCCCUGCUGAGGCAGUUCUUGAAUUCCGAAUGAUCUGGAAGCUUGAGGUCACAGUUCUUAAUAACGGAGCUGCCCGAAAGCAGACGCUGGCGGCAGUGGGAGGAGAGUGUCGCGCUGCAGAGGCGGUUCAAUACCCAACGACGGCAGUGAUGUGAGCUUUAUUUUUAAUUUUUUUAAAUAUGAACUUCAGAUAUGUGUGGAUAUCUGAAACCUUAAUGAGUAUAUCAUUCCAUAUUCGAUCAAGUUUUUUCGGAUAUCCAAUCUGAAAUAUCUGUAAGCUAAAAUAUUGCAUUGAAUAUCUAUUUCUUCAAAUCAGAUUGGUGUGAGUUGUG
This is a messenger RNA of Cuscuta campestris, 2825 nucleotides long. The record is from the annotation of a GenBank genome assembly. NCBI's taxonomy places the organism in Eukaryota, Viridiplantae, Streptophyta, Magnoliopsida, Solanales, Convolvulaceae.